Molecule: messenger RNA, 676 nt
Organism: Ceratitis capitata (Mediterranean fruit fly)
Lineage: Eukaryota; Metazoa; Arthropoda; Insecta; Diptera; Tephritidae
Gene: RpL34a
Product: 60S ribosomal protein L34
Exons: 3
Coding region: 80-535 (151 amino acids)
Biological process (GO): translation
Cellular component (GO): ribosome
Molecular function (GO): structural constituent of ribosome
Source: RefSeq, a predicted model, not a curated record
UUUGACAACAGCCAACUUCACGUCUCUUGCCUGCAUUGCCGACGACUUCCUUUCUAGUUUAUUUCUUAAAGCGGACAAAAUGGUUCAACGCUUGACUUUGAGAAGACGUCUGUCUUACAACACCAAGUCCAACAGGAGGCGUAUUGUGCGCACACCUGGCGGUCGCCUUGUGUACCAAUAUGUCAAGAAGAAUAAGACCGUGCCAAAGUGUGGUCAAUGUAAAGAGAAGCUAAAGGGUAUUCGCCCCACACGCCCAUGUGAACGUUCCCGUCUAUCGAAACGUCAAAAGACCGUUGCCCGUACAUACGGUGGUGUUCUGUGCCACGGUUGCCUGCGUGAGCGUAUCGUUCGUGCUUUCCUAAUUGAGGAACAAAAGAUCGUAAAGGCGCUGAAGAGCCAACGUGAAUUGUUGGUGAAACCAGUCAAGCCCGUUGCUGAGAAGAAACCUGCCAAGGCGCAAGCCAGCAAACAAUCGGCCGGCAAGUCGGCAGCCAAGAAACCCGCCCAGAAAUCCACCGGCAAAUCCAAGAAGUAAACAAUUGUUAACGAUUUAAAUUUGGAUGGGAGGGUUAAAUAUAUUUUUAAUUGAAGUUGGAGAAGAAUGGGUGUGAAUAAUGAAAUUAUACAACUUGUAUAAUGGAUGAAACAAAAUAAAAGCGCUGUUCUUUUUUAAAAA